Molecule: messenger RNA, 1077 nt
Organism: Protopolystoma xenopodis
Lineage: Eukaryota; Metazoa; Platyhelminthes; Monogenea; Polystomatidea; Polystomatidae
Source: the annotation of a GenBank genome assembly
AUGUUCGGCCUACAGGCAGUGCUGUUCUACCUGCCACGGAUCGCUUGGCAGAGCGUCUCGCAUCACCGCCUCGGCCUCGACUUCCGCGGCCUGGCUUUUGCGGCCAGACGAGCCGUCAGUGAGCGCUUGGUUAAGGAUCGGCGAAAGAAGACAAAGCUGAUCGCUAAAAACAUCCUCCUUCUGCUCAGCCUCCACCAUCAGCCGCCCUCCGGCAAGUCGUCGAGCCAACGUCUCCUCUGGACCCCGUUGACUUUCUGGCCGAGCAAAUGGCGCGGAACGUGGAUCUUCUUCGCUUUUGUAUGCAUCAAACUCAUCUAUUUGGCCAACUCUGUGUUCCAGCUCAGCUUGAUGCACGUCUUUUUGGGACUUCGUGAAGCCCCGUGGCUGCUCGGCCUAACUUUGUUCAGUAAUGCAUUUUUUCGUAUCCACCGAAAAGAGUCGCUCUACUUCCCCUUGACGACAGUGUGCACCGUCUCGCUGCACCACUUGGGCACCCUUGACAACCAGUACACCGGCACCUGCGUGCUACCCAUGAAUCUGUUCAACGAGAAGCUUUUCCUCGCUUUGUUCGCUUGGAUCUACUUUGUCACCAUCGCAACGGCGCUCAGUCUGCUCUGGUGGCUUUGGCGCAUGCUGCAGCAGGAACGGCACAAACAGUUCAUUUUACGGCUCUUGUUGACGGACCGGGCAAAUCGGUUGAAAAUGAAUAGACUGGAUAGACUGAAGGGUAGCAAAAGAGCUGAGUUAGAAAUGACGACACCCGAAGCGAAUACGUCGGAUGACAAAAACGAGGAUGAAGAGAAAGAAAAGAUAAAAAAAGAAUUGGAAUGGAGAAUGCUCAAAGGACCUUUAGCAGAAGAUGAGAUUGAUGAGUUCGUCACCAACCUGCUAAGCAUAGACGGAGUCAUGCUGUUCCGCGUCUUGAUACUUCAAUAUGGCCUGGCAACGACGAGCGAAAUCAUCAACUUUCUCUGGAAAUUCUAUCACAUUCAGAUUAAACAAACAAAAAAGCCCUCUACUCCGGAAACAGCAUCACUUACAACCUCAGUUCCCAGUCUCCCAGAGCUACUUAAAUGA